AUGUUUCUGAAGCUCUGUGUCAUUUUACAGGUGAAGACACAUCUCCAGGCUCAGUCUGCACCCAGCAUCGCAGUGGGGCAUCAGUACAAGCACCAGGGAAUGCUGGACGCCUUGAGCACAAUAUAUCAGCGACAUGGGAUGAUCGGGCUGUGGCGUGGAUCAAGCUCGGCCGUACCGAGGGUAAUGGUUGGCUCAGCUGUCCAGCUCUCUGCCUUCUCCAAAACUAAACAGGUCACCAGGGACCUGCAGCUGGUCGCACCGGCCAGUCCCCUGGAGCCCCUGGUGGCUGGGAUAGUCAGCAGCGUGUUUGCUGUUUUGGCUAUCACCCCCUUCGAUGUGGUUAGCACCCGGCUCUACAACCAGCCCGUGGACCAGCAGGGAAAGGGCUUGUUCUACACUGGAAACCUGGAUUGCUUCGCCAAGACCCUGAGGAAGGAAGGCUUUGCUGGCCUCUACAAGGGCAUGGGGGCCUCUUUUUUCCGGCUGGGCCCACACACCGUCCUCAGCCUCUUCUUCUGGGACGAGCUGCGCAAGGUUUACUGGGAGCGGUGAUGUCACCUCGGUUACCCCUCUUACCAAGGGGGGUGGGGGGGGGCGAAGCCAGUGGGACAUCGCGGUCAACUAACAUUGCAAGUCUGGAAGGAGAGCGGGGCUUGUUUAGGACGGAGGUGAAAGGUCUUCAGUCCGACAGACUAAGGGCUGUUGGUGGGAUUUGACAUUCAUUUCACAGUGGGCCUGUUGCCCUUUGACCUGUAUUAUGUGUGUGUGGGGGGACAUACGUGGUAGUCUCACUGACAAUAAUGAUUGUUGGCUUGUGCCUUGAGAUUCUGCAGCCGCUGGAAAUCCAGAGCAACGCACACAAAAUGCUGAAGGAACGCAGCAGGUCAGGCAACAUCUAUGGAGGGGAAUAAACCAGUCCUGUUGCUUUGGCAGUGCUGGGAACUUUCAGCAGCGUCAAUGGAUAGUCCUGGAGUUAUACGGCACAGAAACAGGCCCUUUGGCCCAACAGGUCUAUGUUGACCCAGUUGUCUCAGUGCGCUGGUCCUAUUUGACAGCGUCUGGCCCACAUCCCUCUAAACCUUAAACAUGAGAUUAUGCAGAUGCUGGGAAUCCAGAGCAACACACACACAAAACGCUGGAGGAACUCAUCUAUGGAGGGGAAUGAACAGUCAAGUUUUGGGCUGACCCUUUCGAAGUAUUGACUGUUUAUUCCUCUCCAUAGAUGUUGUUUGACUUGCUGUGUUCAUCCAGUGUGUAUCGCCUUGGCAACCUUGCCCCGCAGUUUUUCACAAAAGCCCUUGCCCUGAUACCUUGACCCUCUUUCCUUCCCCAGUUAUGUUGCCCGAAGACCGAUUCUGUUCUCAUUGUGAAGACCAUAAGGUCACUCAGAAGGGCAUCCGUACACUCUUGAGUUUAGUUUGAAAGCAAAGUCUGAAAUAUCCACAUCCCAGUACCAAAAAUCAAAAGGAGAACCCUGCGGGUAAAUUGAGAUUCAGAAACAUAAUAAUGUUCUUUAUCAUGCACAUGUCACAAUGUAUAGUGACAUGUGCUGUUUGUGUUAACAACCCAAGGACGUACAGGAGGCAGCUCGAGUGUCCAUAAGAUACAGGAGCAGAAUUAGGCCAUUCAGCCCAUUAAAUCUGCUCUGUCGUUCCAUCAUGGCUGAUUUAUUAACCUUCUCAACCACAUUCUCCAACUUCUCUGUAACCUUUGACACCCUAACUAUUCAAGAACCUAGCAUCCUCCAUUUUAUUUACACCCAAUGGCUUGGCUUCCACAGCCGCCUGUGGCAAUGAAUUUCACAUUUACCGCCCUCUGGUGAAAGAAAUCCUCCUCAUCUCUGUUCUAAAGGGGUGUCAUUCUAUUCUGAGGCUGUGCCCUCUGGUCCUAGACUCCUCCAUGUCCACUCUGUACUUGCUGAACAUUCCAGCGCUGACAUAAUGAAACUCACAAUGCUUGGCAAACACAACAAGCAACAAAGCAGUAAAACAAGCCCUUAUUCUACAUACGCACGCACAGACACACCGUCCCACAGCCCCAGGACAGGCCUUCUCCAGGCUCCAGUGGAGCGGCGGAUUCAUGGACAUUCAAGGCUUUGACUUUCUCAGUGGAUUCCGGUAUCCAGAAUAGCCAUCGGAACUGGAGCUCUGGACUCCUAUGUGCGGUUACAGCCACGUGGUUGGCUGUGAGGAUGCAGAUCUCCCUGAGAGAAAAUUUGGGAAGACUCUUGCGCAACUUACCAAUGUGGUGAAACAUUUGAGGAAAACGGGUUCCCAACCUUUUUUUUAAUUGUUGCUGUAGUUCCUCUCUGGCACAUCGGGCAGCAUUUUCGCUGUUUCUUUAGCAUUUGUCUGUAUUUUUUAAACGAGGUCGAGUUGCUAGCUCGAUGCUUAACCCAACACGGGUAGAAUGAGCCGUCCAGAUUCACAUCUGGGACUACUGGCCUCAAAGUCUGGUGGAAAUACCACGACACCGAUACCAUUAAGCAAGGGAUCCGUGGGCCCCAGGCUGGGAACCCGUAGCUUAGCAGAAUAAGGAGGACACUGAACAUGAAGCUUGUUCAAAUGUCAGGAACAGAAAAAUUGUUGAAUUUAGAAUUGUCUGAUACCUCAGAUAGUUAUUUAUACAUCUUGACUGUAAUGCCCAACCGGUAAUGGAUGUCUCUCAGAAAUGUAAAGUGUAAAAGAAGUUUAGUUACUAAAUGUUU
Messenger RNA from Hypanus sabinus (Atlantic stingray), 2707 nucleotides. It is a transcript of the gene slc25a35, whose product is annotated as solute carrier family 25 member 35. Bases 1 to 552 code for a protein of 183 amino acids. The transcript is spliced from 4 exons. NCBI's taxonomy places the organism in Eukaryota, Metazoa, Chordata, Chondrichthyes, Myliobatiformes, Dasyatidae. The record is from RefSeq and is a predicted model, not a curated record.